AUGCCUCCAAGGUCUUCUCUCACUUCGUCCUUUUCCAUUACCGACGCCAACAAUGAGGUUGUGUGCCCGCUUCACAAUCAGGAUGGCUCCAGUUGCAGAAAGCGCUGCAUUGGCGAGAAGAGAUACCGCUCAAUGCAGGAGCAUAUUCGAAGAGCGCAUCCAGAGCACUACAUCGCCAAGCUGCCUGCAACCGAGGAGAGCUUCUUGCUCAUGAUCAACACCCCACCGCGACCGACCGCCCAGCCUACCUCUGCUCCAGCGCACAUGAGCCAGAACAAAGGACCGGCGCAUGGCUACCGUAGAGAUGACUCCAGUGCCCCUGGCACCCCGCGGCACCCUGAUGAGUACCAGGGCGGAGCCGCCAUGUAUCCUGCUGCAGCCGCCCUGGCGCAGCUGCACAGCUACAAGAGCGAGCACGGAUGGGAGUCUGAAGGGGACUGGCAUUCAGACCACGAAGGCGGCAGGCCGAGGACAUCGGUCGAACUGCCACCCAUACAUCUGACCAAUGCAGAUGUGACGAGCAUGCCGUAUUCCGGUCUUGAUCCUAAUAGGCGUCGCGAGGUUCUUCCCUCGAUUAUGGCCAACUCUCCCCCAGGCCGAUCAUCAACCCUCCCGCCACUGCACAGACCCCUAGAUGCCAACCGCCCGCGCAAGCAGUCCAUCUCAAAACGGAGCCAUCACCGGAGAAAAUCCAAGGGUGCUGCCGCUGAAUGGCUGCGCCGGAUUCAAAAUGAUGUGAAUCCCGAUCUCCUCAAACCAGGCGGUGCCGACAGAAAAGCCCUUUCGGUCGAGCCAACAACUGAUUUUGGCAAGCGCUGGGAGGAUCUGAUCGAUGCGGCCGCCUCGGCAACGGAAGACAUCGAUGAGGACAGAACUCCAGUGAGUCUGAAAUUCCCUUCCAUGUUCGACCCACGCCUGACGACCCAGGUGCCUCAGUCGCCCGUAUCCAUCCCACGUGCAUCACUGCCGCCAUUCCCUCACAAUACUUUCACGAGCUACCAAGCGUCCCCCUUGCAACAAGCCCUCACGCCCCCGUCUUACAACAACGAAGGCCCCGACCCGUUCCCGUCGGUCGAGAGCGGCGAAAGCGGCGAUAAUUUUCACAUCGAAUCUCGGGGCCUGUCCGAUUCGUCGCCCAGCUUUUCCUCCCAGAACACGCAGAUAUACUGCGCUGCCUGCCAGGGCGUCUCGCUACUGCGGGAAUCUUAUGCUUGUACCGAGUGCAUCUGCGGUCUUUGCCAGGCAUGCGUCGACGUCUUGAUGGGCGAACAGGGUGCUCGCAGGAAAUGCCCGCGUUGCGCCACGAUAGGGGGCCGCUUCAAACCCUUUCAGCUCGACAUUCGGUAA
Molecule: messenger RNA, 1347 nt
Organism: Podospora anserina S mat+
Lineage: Eukaryota; Fungi; Ascomycota; Sordariomycetes; Sordariales; Podosporaceae
Exons: 3
Coding region: 1-1347 (448 amino acids)
Source: RefSeq, a predicted model, not a curated record